CUGUGUUAUGUAACUCUUUCUAAUAAGCUUAAGAGGAAAAUGGACGGAUGAUUUUUGAUUCUCUUUGUUUAAAAGAUUGCUUGUUUUUUCCCUUUACAUGGAUGCCUUGCACUUUAUUUUCUUUAUGAGUUUCUAAGGGACUGCUGGUUUGGCUUUGUCUUCAUUGCAGUUCAGUAGUACCAUUUCUCAGUUAGCUGCUCUUUCUGACAGUAACUCCAAAGGUUGAAGAGAGUGAGAUAUGAGUUAUUUGGACUCUUCAACUGGCUCUGGAAGUAGAACUUCUAGGAGGACAGUCGAGUUUGGGAGGACAUAUGUUGUGAGGCCCAAAGGGAAACACCAAGCUACAAUAGUUUGGUUGCAUGGCCUUGGAGACAAUGGCUCCAGUUGGUCCCAACUUUUGGAAAGCCUACCCCUGCCUAAUAUCAAAUGGAUAUGCCCAACAGCCCCAACUCGUCCUGUAGCUAUACUCGGUGGAUUUCCUUGCACUGCAUGGUUUGACGUGGGAGAACUUUCUGAUGACGGUCCUGAUGAUUUUGAAGGCUUAGACGCUUCAGUUGCACAUAUUGCAAACCUAUUGUCAACUGAACCAGCAGAUGUUAAACUUGGCAUUGGAGGCUUCAGCAUGGGUGCUGCCACUGCACUCUACUCGGCAACUUGCUUCGCACAAGGAAAAUAUGGAAAUGGAAACGCUUACCCAGUCAACUUAAGGGCUAUCAUAGGUCUAAGCGGGUGGCUUCCCGGUUCAAGGAACGUCCGCAACAAGAUUGAAGGAUCACUAGAGGCUGCAAGACGUGCGUCGUCUUUGCCCAUUCUACUCUGUCAUGGAAUGUGUGAUGAGGUUGUUCCUUACAAAUAUGGAGAGAGGUCUACCCUUGUCUUGAACUCAGCUGGAUUCAGGAAUCUUGCAUUCAAAAAAUACGACGGGCUUGGUCAUUACACAGUGCCAAGAGAAAUGGAUGAGGUGUGUAAUUGGUUAAGUGCGAGGCUCGGGCUUGAGGGUUGCCGAUGAUUAACUCACUCAAGAGUUUCAUGAUAUAAGUAAAUCAGGAGUGAGGGCAAAUGCAUGAGGAAGCAAAUAAAUAUGGGGGGAGUAUACAAUUAACAGUUCUAUGUAGUUAAUUACUAUUAUGCCUUCUGGUGAAUUCUAGGACUUAGUCUACCAGUUUUGUCUUGAAAAAUAAAGAUUUGGAUGUGUUGCUCUUUUCAUCACUUGUAGACAUUUUGUUUUCUUCAAUUCCACUCAGAAUUUUGGUA
Molecule: messenger RNA, 1254 nt
Organism: Capsicum annuum
Lineage: Eukaryota; Viridiplantae; Streptophyta; Magnoliopsida; Solanales; Solanaceae
Product: acyl-protein thioesterase 2
Exons: 10
Coding region: 239-1009 (256 amino acids)
Molecular function (GO): hydrolase activity
Source: RefSeq, a predicted model, not a curated record